CGAAGACAAGAACUCCGAAUCACCUCUGCCAACCUGAGCCUGUCGCGACCUACGACCUCUCUACGCCACCACUCCUCCGACUCCUUCCUCGCUCAAUAUGGAUCGGCGAGAAGUCCUCUCCAAAGGCUCCGCCCUACAAAAAGCCAUCGCGGGAAAAGAGCCAUCCGAAAAUAUCCUAACAAUUCUACGAGAUUUGAAAGCAAAUGUACGACCUAGCGAAGAGCUCCUGCGGGCUACAGGAAUCGGCAAGAUCGUGAAUAAAGUCAAGGGCGUUCCCAACCUGGACCCGCAUGUGGCACAGUUGGCAUCAGAAAUAAUAAGCAGAUGGAGACAUGUGGUCAACGAACAGAAGCUGUCAAGCGGGACGUCCACACCGAACGGCGUUCGAUCAAACGGCACUAAUUCUCCUGCACCCAAAGCCGCAACCCCAACACCGAAAGCGGUCAGUCCUGGAGUCGCACCGGACAAGCGGAAUUGGAAAGUCGACAAAGUCCCUCGAGAUGAUCUCACCAACGACACAGCGCGGAAUAACUGCAUAGGCCUGAUAUACGAUGGUCUCUGUAUGGGUUCGGAAAUGGCUAUGAAGCAGAUACUGGACAUAGCCAAGCAGAUUGAAUCGGCCGCGCUCAAUCUACCUGAUACCAAAGGCUCAUCGGGGUCUCCAAUCUACAAAGACAAGAUCCGAUCGCUAUAUCAGAAUCUCAAAAACAAAUCCAACCCGGAUCUUCGCAAACGAAUCCUCAACGGCGAUGUCAAGCCAAGCCGAUUUGUGACCAUGAGCCACGAGGAGAUGAAAUCUAAGCAACAACGCGAGGAAGACAAGAAGAUCGCAAAGGAGAACAUGAACAAUGCCAUGGUGGCGCAGGAGGAGAAGAGUGUCAGUACCAGUCUGGAAUGUGGCAAAUGCCACCAGAAGAAAGUCAGUUACUCGCAGGCACAGACGAGGAGUGCUGAUGAACCGAUGACGACGUUUUGCGAGUGUAUGAAUUGUGGUAAUCGGUGGAAGUUCUCAUGAUUGCCAUUGAGCUUCAUCACGAAUCGAUGAUUGGGUGUUUUCAUAUCGGACUGUCAAAGUAAGGGUUGAGGCGUGCGUUAGGGCUCCAAUGGCGAUCGAAUCGGGCGAGAGAUUUGGGCAUGUUGGGAUGAUAUUUCCGACACAAAAUUCGCAGUGGACGUCGAGCC
This is a messenger RNA of Exophiala viscosa, 1182 nucleotides long. Its product is annotated as transcription elongation factor S-II. The transcript is spliced from 2 exons. The record is from RefSeq and is a predicted model, not a curated record. Gene Ontology annotation, biological process: transcription antitermination; DNA-templated transcription; transcription elongation by RNA polymerase II. Bases 98 to 1015 code for a protein of 305 amino acids. Lineage: Eukaryota; Fungi; Ascomycota; Eurotiomycetes; Chaetothyriales; Herpotrichiellaceae. Gene Ontology annotation, molecular function: RNA polymerase II transcription regulatory region sequence-specific DNA binding; zinc ion binding. Gene Ontology annotation, cellular component: nucleus.